CUCGGUACUGCUGGAGUUGCUCUGCUUGGAGCGAUUUAGUGAUUGGGGGACCUCCAAGCCAUACGUAGGAACGUGGAGGUUCGCUUUCGGGCGAAAAUGAGACUGCACUGUGGAUAAAUGGCGAAGUUUAAGAUGAAAGACUUGCUGUUUUUGGUUUACUUUCUGUAUUCACCAAGUGUUUUAUGUUUCAGUGAGUUGUCGUUCAUCACUGAGCCCAGUGAUGUGACCGUUUUACCAAAGGACCCUGCUGUCUUGGACUGCCAGGCUCACGGGCAUCCUCCCGUCGCCAUCAAGUGGCUGAAAAAUGGUGUUCACUUGGCAGAAAGUGAACACAUCCAGCUUUUACCAAACGGCUCCUUGUACAUACCAAAGAUAAAGCACACCAAGGAGGAGUCAGAUGAAGGAUUCUAUCAGUGCCUCUCCAAGAACAAAUUUGGAGCCAUACUUAGCCAAAGAUCACGCCUGACUAUCGCAAGUAUUUCAGAGUUUUUGUUACAGCCAUUGCCUAUGGAGGUGACCGCGGGCUCGGUGGCCCGAUUCUCAUGUGCAGUCACAUCCAGACCCCCUGCCACCAUCACCUGGGAGUUUAACCAAAGCACACUGCCACUACAAACAGACCGAAUUACAGUUUUGCCCAAUGGAGUCCUUCAGAUCCACAACGUACAACUGAAGGAUACCGGGCAGUACCGAUGUGUUGCAACUAACAUCGGAAGCCGACAGAAAAGUCAAGAGGCAAAGCUGACAGUCAGUCAAGAAGGUGUGGGCCCUAAAACCCGCCAGAGGCCCAAAAUCAUCGCCGGACCUCAGAACUUGACUGUUUGUCUGCACCAAACCGUGGUGCUAGAGUGCUUAGCCACCGGAAACCCCUGGCCCAUCAUUUCAUGGAGCCGCGCUGAUAGUAAACCCAUUGAUGUAUACAAAGCCAAAGUGUUGGGCAAUGGGAACCUGGUUAUAACCGACGUCAAUUCGAAGCACAGUGGAGUCUACCUCUGCAGAGCCACCACCCCUGGAACCCGCAAUUACACCAUAGCUGCUGCCAACCUCACUGUCCAAGUGCCGCCAGCUAUUGUUGAGAGGCCCGAGAGCCAGACCCGCCCGAGAGCCGGCACUGCCCGGUUUAUUUGCCAAGCCGAAGGCGUCCCCCCACCCCGCAUUAGCUGGCUAAAGAAUGGCGAAGAGGUUCAUUUAAAUGGGCGAAUUAAGAUGUACAACAGUAAAUUGGUGAUUACCCAGAUCAUCCCAGAGGACGAUGCCAUCUAUCAGUGCAUAGCAGAGAGCGAACAAGGUUCUGUGCUGUCUUUAGCUCGCCUUAUUGUUGUUAUGUCAGAGGACAGGCCCAGCGCUCCCAGGAACAUUCACGCCGAGACCAUCUCAAGCUCGGCCAUUUUGCUGGCGUGGGAGAGACCGCUCUACAAUGCCGACAGAGUCAUCGCCUACUCUAUCCAUUAUAUGAAGGCCGAAGGUCUGAACAACGAAGAAUACCAAGUUGUGAUCGGCAACGACACAACCAGCUACAUUAUCGAUGACCUUGAGCCGGCUAGGAAUUACAGCUUCUACAUCGUGGCUUACAUGCCAAUGGGAGCCAGUCGUAUGUCUGAUCAAGUCAGUCAACACACCCUGGAGGAUGUGCCUCUGCGUACACCAGAACUACGUUUGAUGAGCCACAACUCAACAGAUAUCCAGGUGAGCUGGCAGCAGCUUCCCUCGAAAGUGAGCCGCGGCCGUGUGUCGGCGUACAGGCUGUCGUAUCGCACGGCUGCAGACAGCACAGUCAUCUCUGUUGAGCUGCCUCAGAACAGCACCGAGUAUCUCCUGGAAGGCCUCCAGCCAGACACCAUCUACCUGCUCCGCAUGGCUGCAGCCACCCGCAUGGGUUGGUGUGAGCCCUCAGCGUGGACAUCCCACCGCACACCGAAGACUUCCAGUCUCAAAGUGCCCUCAGCCCCUAUUCUCCAACUUGAGCCGCUGAACUGCACUUCCAUUGUGGCGCGCUGGCAAGCCGCCCCAGAGAUAGAGGCCGUCCUUGGCUAUCGCCUGCGUUACCAUGAGGAAAGCCAACCAGAACAGCCCGUCAUCCAGCUGCAGGCUCAGACCUACACCUACAUCAUAAGCGGCCUUGAUCCUAGGCGAAGAUAUCGUAUCAAGAUCCUGGCUCUGAGUCAAGAUGGAGACGGCUAUGAGACAGACCAAGCCAUCAGUACCCCGGGAUGUGUCUCUGCUCGAGACCAAAUGGCAGCCUACCCGCCAUCUCCAGAUCAUGUGACUGUCUUGGCCAGCAAUUCCUCUGAAGUGUCUUUACGUUGGAGCCGUCCUACUUUCCCCUCUGGAAAGGCCGUCAGCUAUACUGUCCGCUACACGAUUGUGGGCACGCACAAUGCUUCUGCCGUUCGCUACCUCCAAACUGCCAAAGAGAAUAUAACAGUGCAAAAUUUGGAUCCAAACACUCGCUAUGAGUUUGUGGUACGCCUUCAUGUGGAUCAGAUGUCGAGUCCUUGGAGCCAUGUGGUUUACCAUCGCACACAACCAGCAGCUCCCAGACGACCACCUACGGGAGUGAGACUAACCGUGAUUGAGGACGACACAGCAUUGGUAUCCUGGAAGGAGCCCACAGAGCCCAAUGUGGUGGUUACACACUAUACUAUACUCUACGCUUCCCAAACAUCCUGGAUGGCUGGACGCUGGCAAAUAAUUCAAAGAGAGGGAAGCCAUACUAUGGCUCUUCUGGAGAAGCUAGAACCAGGGAACGUCUACCUGGUGAAGAUCUCUGCCUCCAACCAGGUGGGGGACGGGCCUUUCUCAGAUGUCGUUGAGCUGGCUAUGAAACGUGGAAAUAUCCAACGCAACAAAAACGCCUGGCACUCAGAUAGAUUUCAGCACACCGCGGUCUUCUCUGAUGGUCUGUACCACAUAGACCAGAGAUCCAUGACUGGAAUCAUUGUUGGAGUGAGCAUUGCCUUGGCCUGUAUUGUUAUGUGUGCCUUGAUCCUCAUCAGUAAAGGGAGACCAAGAAAAUCAUCCAGCCAUAAAGUUGUUGCUGUGCCGCCGGGUGAAGGGCUUUCUUUGCCUCACGAGCGCCAAGUAGAGAACGCUGAGGCUCUUACACCAAUGAUGAGUACCAACUUCAUAGAUGCCAAAGGUGGAUCUAAUAUGGUAAUAAAUACUGCUGGUACUGUCAUGCCCAAAAAUCAAAGCAAGAGGUGGCCUUUCUUCAACAACGAUGUCAACACACCAACAGAGAUUGAUGUUGAGGGGAGGGUCCGCUUGUAUGAGACUGGCAAAACCAUUCUGCGGUAUGAGGAGCAUUUAGGCGCUGCGCCUCUGCCUCCAUCAUCUCGUGAGAUCAUCUUCGGACCUUUUCCCACUGAGAGCUCGCAAAGCAGUGAGAGCAGCCAAGGGACGGGAGACUCUGGACACUACUCCACCGAGGAAAGCAAUGAGGAGAUCAGCAAUCCGUCGACCAGCCAAAGCUCCGGACCCAAAUCUUUCGAGCAACCUCAUGAUGCAGCUGUAGCUGAGCCAAAGCCAUCUUUGCAAGUGGAAAACGAGAAAUACGUUUGCUACCAUCUCUCACCGCUGGACACCACUCGGUCACGCUGCGCCUCGGACCGCAGCUAGCACUCCAUUUAUCACCCAGCUCCAAGAAUGACCAUUUCUACCUCAUUUGCUUCCUGGUUUGAGCCCUCUGCUUAUUUCCUGUGGCACAAAAGAACAGGAAGUCAGCUGCUGUGAAGGAGGAAAUGAGCAUUUUCUUCAGAUCUACCUCAGGAUUUGGUGUAAAUGUUGGUUCCAACAUUUUCUUUCAUUUUCUUUUUUUUUAACAUUCUACCUGUUGGUUUUUGCGACAAUAUCUGUCCUAAACCAAAGCUCACCCAUGAUGAAUGUUUUAAAGAAUGUGCUGUGAUAUAUUUGGUCAUAUUUAAUUUGUUUUUCCACUGGAGCUUGAUUGUCUACCUCAGUUUUUGUCUCUCCAAACCGUGUUCGAAACCACGUCUUGUUCAGAUUUUGGCGGUUGAAAGAGCUUUUCGUUCCCAUUGCUUGUCCUCCCCCCACCCCCCAAACCCCACCAACGUUUUUUGUGCAUUGGAACAGAAAAACAUUAAGUGCAUUAGAUAUUGUCAAACUAUUUGUGUUGUAUGAGAUACGAGACAUUUUCAAUGUACUGAACUCAAAGCUUUAACACGGCCUUAACACCAAAAGGGCCUUGCAUACUCGAUCCAAAGACAGGAACAUUUGUAUCCAAAGAGUUUGUCAUAAUAGACAACCAAAAAUAUGGUUCAUUUACAUGAAGGGUGUCUAUGCCAAAAAUACUGUUACGUGCCAUUGAUGUAAAUUUCUCCGAAUUGUGGUUUGAAUGCUUUUCUCGGUGUAAACUUUUAGUCUGGUGAAAGCUUUAGCGCAAGUCCUCGUGGCUUGUGCUCCGUUUGCCUUUGAGACCAUUGCUAAGUGCAGCGGUGACGCCGAUGCUAUUAUCCAAAGAGUUGUCUGCUUCCUCACUUGGGUGUGGCUUUUCAUUCAGUUGAUCCUCGGCAAUAUGAGGUGGACACGAUCGAUUGAUCCUGUGUGUCUUGUCAGUGAUAGAUGAUGGUAUUUAUUUUUCGGGCGUACAUCAUUUAACGCUGACCUUCACCAGCAACCUCACCCCAUGUGAUGUAUUGGGAAUUGUUAUCAAUGCCUCCGCGAUAUUGCUGUCCCGGUGUGGAUUCUGACUAUCAAAAUGGAAGCCCAAUGUGUGUGAAGAGCAACAUAAUCAAUUUUGAUAUCGUUGUAAUACAAAUUAUCUUAACCAAAGAAGCUUUAAGUCUCUAAUUUAGUGAUUUUCUUUGGGUUCAUUUACAUAAUUUGAAUUUAAAUAUGCUAUAAUCAGUUUUGAUUAGUAGAAAGGCAUUUUACGAAGUUCUUAAUUUUUUUUUUUUUUUUUGGUACUGAUAUGAUUUCACCUAAAUGAGAAUUUGGUCAAAAUUUUUCAUUUUAGAUGGUCGUUUAAAUAUUUGGGAAUUACAUGCUCCAUUUUCAUUGUGGUAUUUCCCCAAGUUAACAUUGCUGAUGUCGUGCUCAGAGUGUUUCUUUGUUCAUUAUUAUAAUUACAAAUGUUGACAUGAAUGCCACAGACAAAUUUGCUGACUUGACUCAGGUGCCAAAUGUAGAUUUAUAGUGAGUAGUCUUGAUUGUCAUUUUAAAUUAUGUUUUCUCUUAUUUCCAUGCUUUUGAAUACCAAAAGACUUCUUUUAGCCCAAAGAGUGCAACAAAGCAAAGUAUUUUAUGGGGUGGAAUGUUGCAACCGACUUUUUGAUACUCUCAACAUUGUCGCAAAUGAAUGAUUAAUAAAAUUGUUCUUGGAAAACCA
Molecule: messenger RNA, 5344 nt
Organism: Hippocampus comes (tiger tail seahorse)
Lineage: Eukaryota; Metazoa; Chordata; Actinopteri; Syngnathiformes; Syngnathidae
Product: protogenin B-like
Exons: 19
Coding region: 118-3615 (1165 amino acids)
Biological process (GO): cell-cell adhesion
Molecular function (GO): protein binding
Source: RefSeq, a predicted model, not a curated record